Messenger RNA from Anolis sagrei ordinatus, 3432 nucleotides. The record is from RefSeq and is a predicted model, not a curated record. Lineage: Eukaryota; Metazoa; Chordata; Lepidosauria; Squamata; Anolidae.
CCUUCCUUCCUUUUUUUGUCGAGAGUAGCAUCGGAACCAGCAAAGCCCAGUGUGAGCCAGACGCUGCCGGUUGCCCCCGCUGCUGCCAAUUCUCUGCCGGCACCCAGUAGCAGCAGUGGUAAUAACAAUAAUAAUAAUGCCAAGCGGUCUCUGGGUAUCAGUCAGCAGCAGCAGCCACCGCAGCAGCCAUUACUGGCCCAGCCGCCAUCGCUGCCUCGCUACCCGGCCCGCGAAGUCCCUCCACGCUUCCGGCACCAGGAGCAGAAGCAGCUCUUGAAGCGAGGGCAACCGCUCCCAGGGAUUGCGGCGAACCUGGGACCGGCAUCUAAACCUUUGAGCAGCACUGUGACAAGUGAGCAGAGAGCCGUGGGUGACGAGAGUCAAAGUGGCAACAGGAAGCAGCCAGAUACAAACCACAGCACACUAGGAUCCCAUUAUGAAAGCUUCCCCUGGGGAACAGCCUCUUCCAAUAGCGACUCCAGCAUAAACUGGGAUAGUGGUGUUGUAGACACCUCCAACAAGGAGGCAUGGCUCUCAGUUGCCACCGGCAGUGACUCAGAGCUGGGGAAGAAGGCUGACACAGAGAAGGACCCUCUGAUCAUGGCCUCUGGUCUGCGGAAUGGCCCUCAGUCCAAGUUCGGCAGCAACAAUGGCAAUGGCAUGAGCAAGGGAAACCUGGGCCGGUCAUCAUGGGGACAGUCCCUCGGAGCUCUUAUGAGCACCUGCCCAGUUUCUGCUGACAUUCCCAAUGGCCCGACGGACAGCAACAGAGCAGAUGCUUGGGGCGCCCUUGCUUCACCUAAUGGAGAGCUCAAUCCCAGCACUUUGAAUGCCAAUGGCCACCGCGGUACCUGGCCUCUCUUGGAGAACAGUGAACCUUCCCUGAAAGGGUCUGGUGGGGGCAGUAUGGGCCCAAUGGCAAACCCUCAGAGCCUGAACCCUGCCGGCCUUGGCGGUUCCUGGGGCAAUGGCCUCACAGAAAACAGCGACUCCCAAGCAAAUGGUACACGGAGGGCUCUGCGGGGCAGUCAGCCCCAGAACCUGAUCCCCGAAGCCAAUGGACCAAAUAAUAAUAAUAACACUACUAACUUUGCCAUCUCUAGUUUACCAAAUCUGGCCAGUUCAAUGCAGGUGAGCGACCUGGCGAGUCACAGUAACAAUAACCAUACAGGGCCCGGAUCCUGGGGAGCAGCGGGUGCCAAGAGCAGCUGGCCCCAGGCCACCUCAAUAAUCAACGGUGCUUCCAGCGGAGGCAGCAAUGAAGCCAAAACUGGCAGCCUCCCUGCCACCGCUGCUCUGUGGGGUGGCGCUUGCACCCACAAUUAUUCUGGGGAGGCCUGCCUCGACUCAAGCAGCCAAGCCAAUAGCGACACUGUGAAUGCAACUCUCCUCAUGCCCCCACAGCCCCAGAAGGCCAACGCUGGCGGGGAGAAGGGGACCGGGGCCUGGGAGGCAGCGGGGAUGGGCAGCCCCCAAAGCGCUCCCUGGGAGCAUGGACCCACAGGAGGAGGAGGAGGAGGAGGAGGAGGAGGAGGAGGAGGGACAAGGACUUCUAUGGACGGAGGGUGGCACCAGCUGCCCAGCAAUCAGUGUGCCUCCGAAAGCCUCAGCGCCAACGGGAAGAAGUUUACAAACACAUGGAAAUCAGUGGAGGAGGAGAAAAACGCCAGCACCACUGUGCCCAACUUCCCCAUGAUGGGCCAGAAUGGUGGUGGGAGCUGGGCCAAGGGCAGUGCUGGUGGCAGCAGUGAAGAUAGCAGUGAGGACAAGCCCUCUGGGGAGGGGACCAGCCGGGAGCGGUGGAAGGCCGACCCCCAGGCCUUGCUGCAGAGCAUCGUGAGCAGGGUGGACCUGGACCCUAGAGUGCUCUCCAACGCUGGCUGGGGGCAGACACCCAUCAGGCAGAACACAGCCUGGGAGACAGAGCUAUCCCCAAGGGGUGAGAAGAGGGCCGACAAUGGGACGGAGGCCUGGGGGAGUUGCUCUGCGGCAGCGGUGGAGAGGCCCACCCCAAACAGUUCCAGGUGGGGAGAGCCAAAGCCUGCCACGCGCUGGGGAGGAGACCCAAAAGGUGGUUGGGGAGAGGAAGGGCCGAGAACAGCGCCGGCCAAAGGCAAUCAGUCAUGGGGCGGUGGUGGCAAAGAGGAACGGUCCUCGACUUGGAGCGAGACGGAGAAGCUCAAGCAGGGAUGGGGAGAUGGGCUGAAAGGGGGACACCCUCCAGCCAUUGAGGGCUGGGGGGAGAAUUCAAGGAGCAAUCACUGGGGCGAGAUGAGGAAGUCCAGCUCUGGCAGCAGCGACAACAGUGACCGUUCGACAGCCUCUGGCUGGAAGGGAGCAGGCAAAGGAGGAGGCGGUGGCACACAUUGGGGCAACGGAGUCGGCAAUGGGGGCCCCAUGGCCAGGCCCAGCCACUCUUCUGGUUGGGAGGACUCCGCCAAGCUGAGCCAAAGCCAAGGUUGGGCGGCAGAACCGCCCAAGGCGAGCCAAGCCCAGGGCUGGGGGGAGCCUCCCAAGGCCCCGGGGUCCCCAGAAUGGGGCAAGGCCCAAGACACUGCUGGAUGCUGGGGGCCCCCAGAAGCCAAUGCUGCCACUGGGAAGCCCCCAGGAUGGAUGGGAGGACCGGUGCCAGCCCCAUUGACGGAGGAAGAGCCCACCGGCUGGGAGGAGCCCUCCCCAGAGUCCAUCCGUCGCAAGAUUGAGAUUGACGACGGGACCUCUGCCUGGGGAGACCCCAGCAAGUACAACUACAAGAGCGUGAACAUGUGGAACAAGAACACCCUGCACAAUGGGGAGCGCCUCUCGGAGCAGCAAGCACAGCGAUCGCAGCAUCAGGGGGUGCCACUCCAUGGUGCAGGGCCCAUUUCGGAGAAUGGCAGCAGCGGAGGAGGAGGAGGCAACAGCAGUGGAUCCGGUUGGGGAGAGACUGCUCCACCUCCUGCUACCGUAGAUAAUGGCACCUCGGCAUGGGGCAAACCUGUGGAUACCGGGAGCAGCUGGGGAGAGUCCAUGGGUGACGCAAUGGGCAGCAGCAGUUGGGGGAACGCCUCUCUCGGGCGCCAAGCCUCCAAUAAGUCUGGGCCGAAGACCAUGCAUGUACCGGAUGGCUGGUGCGGAGGCAGUAUGCCUUCGGCUGGGAGUCACCAAUCUGGCUGGGAAGAAGAGGACGAUGUGGAGAUUGGGACGUGGAACAGCUACUCGGUGCAAGAUCCCAGCAUCUCUGUUCCCUGGCCCCCGAGCUCAAGGAAGCUGCCUUCGAAGGGAACAAUGAAAAAUGGAAACAAGCAAGAGGAUGCAUGGAUUAAUCCAUUUGUGAAACAGUUUGCAAACCUCGGCUUCCCUAGAGAGUUACCAGAAGAAAUUAUGCAGAGCAAUAAGAUGGAGAUAACAGGAGGUAGGUGCUGAAGUCCUACCAGAAGUCCUCUCAUCAAA